This is a messenger RNA of Chilo suppressalis (striped riceborer), 1983 nucleotides long. The record is from the annotation of a GenBank genome assembly. Lineage: Eukaryota; Metazoa; Arthropoda; Insecta; Lepidoptera; Crambidae.
AUGGCGGAAAAAUUGAAAGAUUAUCAAGUCAUAGAUGUAUUAUGUGGCGGCACGUUCUAUAAAGUGAGACACAAGGUCACCAACAAUAUUUUUGCAUGGAAAGCGUAUAAUUGUGCCGCGUUCUCUGCAAAUCAAAUUCAAAACGUAGUCAACGAAGUGAAAACAAUAAGCAAAAUAACAACCGAAAAUCUAUUAAAAUACUACGAUACCAUAUUGCACGCACCUUCAAAGACAUUGUACUUUGUCCUUGAAUACAACUCGUGGCGUAGUGUACAAGAACUGGUCGAGGUGAGCAAGGUAACCGAUAAGUUCUUCGCGGAAGGUUUCAUUUGGCACCUGCUUUUGGACCUAGCGCGGGUCUGUAAACUUGUAGACGAUCUGCAUUUACUCGUUUUACAGAAAUGUUUGAGUGUGGAGUCGAUUUUUGUGAACGAAGGUGGCGAGCUUCGUUUCAACUGCUUCGAGUUGGCGACGACGAGCAGGCCCAACUUGAUGCGCCAGGUGGGAGAUGUGCUACACACGCUCUGCUACCGCACCGGAGAGUUUGAUCGCAAGAUAAAGGACUUCCACUACAGCGACGACCUUAGCGACGUUGUUACAUUUCUGACAGAUGACAAGAACGUCAACUUGCGCCCCGACGUGGUGCUUUACCAUCCUACUAUCCUCGCAAACAUCGAAACUCAGUGUAGACCCACAACAUUAGCUGACAUCCUAGUCUCUGCUGAAUAUACACACUUAGUCUCAGAAGCAAAUAAAUGUGAUUCUCAGAAGGCUGUAGAGAUGUGCAGGGCUGUUGAGCCAGCUCCCAGAAAGUGUUAUAAUCUAGUGGACAGCCCAAUAUACUGCAAUUUAAGCCCUAAAGUAAAGUUGAAUAACCAUACUGAAGAUUCUCACGCUGGCCGAGGCUCCCUCUCCCCUACUUUGGCUGCUCUGGCUUUAGAGUUGCCUGGCUUUGUGCCAAGAAGCAGAAAACCCUACAGUGCUGCUCUUGAUAACAUUAAUUGUCCUCAACAAAUAUCUGAAGAAACUCUGAGUCAACAAUGGAUGACUCGCUUAAUUGCUUUAAGACAAAGGGAGGUAUCACUUAAUAAAAGAGAGAGAGAUCUCAUUGCAAAGGAAAUUGUAAACAGUCCUGCUGCCAAGAUUAUACCAUUGAAGGACUCUUGUGAGGACCUUUGCCCUGGUCAGAGUAAUGGUAUCACUUUGCCAGCAGUUAUAGGUCAAGCUGCAUGUGAGAAGGGUGAUUGGGUAUCGCGACGUCACCACAGACGUGCGACCUCCUUGCGUGCGCGUCCUCGGCGCAAAAGCUACGCUUAUGAAGACCUUGAUAGCUCCCUGUCAGCUGAUGCUGGGGAUGGUAGUAUCAUUGUUACAUCUACAAAAUUCACUAAAGAAAACAUGCCACGCCGCACUAUCUUCCCAGACGUUUCCACAAAGAAAGUACAUUUCACAUCUUCAAACCCCUUUGCUGAAAGUGAUGAGAGUGUCACAUUAACAUUUUAUGAAUUAGAAAAUGUUGACCCAGAGGGUUAUCAAGUGCCUCGCAGGGAGGAGAAAAUCAUUAAAGACUUGUCUAAGUUCAAGUAUUUAGAUGUGGAGAAGGUGACAACUGAGAAGAGAGUUGCAAAAACCUGGAAUCAUUCCUCGCCAUCGAAGCAAGCAAAGUUCAGUAAAAGCAUAUUUUCUGAUAUAACUAACACAGGUGAAGGGAUCAUGAGAAAGACUCCCUCAAAGACAAGUUUGACUUCAAAAUGUUCUUCUAGUUCAAGAUUUUCAAUGAGUUCAGUGAGAAGUCAGUGGAGUGUAGAUUCCAGCGCCAGUAAGGUAUGUGAGAGUGUUAUCUCAGACAAAGGGUACUCCAGUAUAGCAGAAACCAUAAUCCAAACCCCUGUAGCUCUUCCUGACAUGAAGAAAUCUAAGAGAAAAUCUUUACUACCGUUUAAAACACCCUUUAAGUUUAACAAGACUUCUACUAAAGUUUAG